CUCGGGAUUCCGGCAUAGGGCCGAACGGCCAAAGGAGGAUUAUCCAUCGACACCUCUGAAACGUAUACUUGGCAAUCCGAUCCCUCAGUUCGCAAGUACGCUGGCUCUCGACCCACCCUUCUGCGCGGGUAUCUGAAAGGCAGAUACGCUUUUGCGAGUGAUGUGACGUAGAUUUGAAAUCGGCGCUCCGUUCCAUGUGUAACAGAGCUCAUUGUCUUGCGGUGUCAGUAUAGUGGAACCGCGACGAAGAGUGUCUACGAUUGUCACAGCUGUCCCCGUCGAGUCUCGCUUGAGCGGAAACACGUCAAUCGAACACAAUCAAGAUGAUGCGAAGAAAUCGUGAUAAUUUUGGGGUACUGUUGCUGGUGCAACAUCUCCUGUUCACUGUCGGCCUCGAAAAUAUACCACCUGUAACUCUGGGAACAAUAGGACUCCAAGUUUGUCUGUUUCUAGGACUCAUCAAGGUGCCCUGGCGAUCUAUCGAAGAAUGUUGCAUUUCGGCGUACACUCUCAUUGAAAGGCGCGAGUUCAUGCGUAUCUUCAGCUCGGCUCUGGAACAUUCGGACAGCUAUCAUCUCUACUACAACAUGGCAUCGUUCGUCUGGAAGGGCAUCAUCCUCGAGUCGGUGAUGGGAGCGCCUUUCUUCGCAUACCUCCUCGUGGUGUUCACCAUACUGGUGGCUUUGGUCUCGGUCUCGAUAAACUACGCGCUGGCCAUACUCUUCUCGAGUUUCGACUUCAUGUCAAGCUGCGCCAUUGGUUUCUCCGGAGUGAUAUUCGCUCUGAAAGUAGUCGUGAACAAAGUUUAUCCCGAUGUUCAUCCAGUCAUCGGAGGCUACAAUCUGAGAGUACCGGGUGGGAUGUACGUAUGGCUGGAGUUGGCGCUGAUCUCUCUCUUCGUACCCCGAGCGAGUUUCGUGGGACACCUCGCCGGUAUACUCGUGGGGACGGCAUACAGCGUGGGUUUCCUUCAUCCAAUCUUCGACAUUUUCGGAGCUGUCGCGGGAUACAACCCCCACCGGCAGUGGACCCGAGGUGCGCAGCCCAGAUCAUACGGCUAUCGAAGACCUCAACAACCGGGAUACAAUCCUACGUAUGAGCGAUCCUAUGCGUUCUUCCAGGUACAGCGAUUUCCUCCUAUAUUGACGACUCUGUUAGCUGCGACGCUAGUGGGAGUUUUCUAUCAUGACUUGCUCCCGGAGCAGCUCAAAGUAUUAUACCGCUAUGUAGGCGGCAAAUGCCUGAACUCGUAUCUCGUAUUCGACGCUCACCGCUACGCCUCGAUCUUCACUGCCCCGUUGCAUACAUUGAACGGAUACCAUCUCUUAUACAGUGUUCUGACCUUGUUGAGGGUCGGAAGCAAUAUAGAGAGACGGGUCGGGCUUCUCCGGUACGCAAUCCUGGUCCUGAUACUGACCGCAGGUUCCAGCUUGGCGUACGUAUGCCUCGUAAAGUACGUCUUGGUGCGGGCGGAGAGCGUCGGCGGAGUGUAUCCAUAUGAAAUGAAGUAUAAGUGCUUCAUGGGACCGACAGCGAUCCUCAUCGCCAUGAAACUUGCGCAUGGAGAGCUACUUCCCUACUUGAAUUCGACCUUUUUGAUUUUCGAACUUCCGGCGAUACCACUCGUAUUCGUUGUCUUGGGGGAAAUCUUCCUGCUGCAUAUGCUGUUCCCGCAAGCGUGGGUAGUCGGGAACGCGGCCGGCAUGUUGGCCGGCUUAGUUUUCGUGACAAUAAUGUGAUUACGUUUGCAGCGGAAGGCAAAUGGAAUGGAACAGUGAUUCCAUUGUUGUCAAACAGAGAAAGAUGCAUGGGAAGUAAAGGGCCCUGGUUUUCAUCUCAAUCAAGUCGAAAACGAGGGCAUAUGGUUGAAUCUUUCGAUGUAAGAGCGAAGACACGGCUCGGGGCUGACUGUCGAGCCGGUAGUUUGUGAAUAAAGUCG
Galendromus occidentalis (western predatory mite) is the source of this 1939-nucleotide messenger RNA. Its product is annotated as rhomboid-related protein 4. The transcript has 3 exons. Gene Ontology annotation, cellular component: membrane. Gene Ontology annotation, molecular function: serine-type endopeptidase activity. The record is from RefSeq and is a predicted model, not a curated record. Lineage: Eukaryota; Metazoa; Arthropoda; Arachnida; Mesostigmata; Phytoseiidae. The coding region runs from base 324 to 1739 and encodes 471 amino acids.